CGCCUCUCCGCCUGCAGCGCUGCUGCCUUGAGUCGAGGGUGAGUGAGAGAGCAGCUAUUGGUACGGCUGAGAGAUGAGACGACUACGCCUACUUGUGUCGUCGAUCAGCGUGUUCGUCGGCGUCUUCACCUGACGAAGAGAGGCCCGGACAGACGGCCCAUGCUGAGGGGCGACAGUGCGAUUGCGGUCACUUUGGCCGGUACAGGCUGGGAGUCAGGUCUGGCAGACUUUCGCGAAGCAAGACAUGUUAAGGCGCAACAGACUAAUGCAGCUUCAAGUCGCAAGCACCUGACCUCGUUCAAAAGGCGUCUCAUGCACUUUGACUUGGGUGCGAGAGAGAACAGCGACGGAUCUGGGGGAUGCAACGGGACUCAGGCUGGGCUGUCCGACGCCAAGCUGCUUAACAUUCAGGCUGAAAUGGGCGCCCCUCAGCCUGUUCACCAGCAUUGACGCCGUCAAGUCGAGCUUCAGGAGCUCUCAUGUCACGAGCCUUAUCGCAUCAAGGUUCCGACCGCUGCAAAGCACCCGCUCGAUGCGCCGAACGAGGAUGAGAUUCUCGCAGUUACGGCCACGAUAAGGCCAUAUCUCGUU
Messenger RNA from Jaminaea rosea, 591 nucleotides. RefSeq lists its product as hypothetical. The transcript has 2 exons. The record is from RefSeq and is a predicted model, not a curated record. NCBI's taxonomy places the organism in Eukaryota, Fungi, Basidiomycota, Exobasidiomycetes, Microstromatales. Bases 160 to 450 code for a protein of 96 amino acids.